Molecule: messenger RNA, 475 nt
Organism: Staurois parvus
Lineage: Eukaryota; Metazoa; Chordata; Amphibia; Anura; Ranidae
Source: the annotation of a GenBank genome assembly
AUGGGCCCCUAUACCGCCUCCUCAUGCUGCUGCCAGGCCCGUAAUCUGCCAUGGGCCCCUGUACCGACUCCUCAUGCUGCUGCCAGGCCCGUAAUCUGCCAUGGGCCCCUGUACCGCCUCCUCAUGCUGCUGCCAGGUCCAGAGUGUGUCAUGGGUCCCUGUACGGCCUCCCAUUGCUGCUGUCUCUAUCGCCACACUCUGCCAUGUGCCACUUUCAGGUCUCCUCACACUGCUGGUGGUUUCCAUUUUUGUGAUAGGGUGCUGUAUGGCCUCCCAUUGCUGCUGCCUCCACCGCCACACUGUGGCUCCACACUCUGGUUUUGGCCCCGUGACUGCCCAAAUGAGUGAAGUGUGCGGUGAUUCUAAGAUCGACGGCACUCAUCUGCAUGUCAUACUGCCUGACAGUAUUAUUUCUCUUCCCCAGCAGACUCCAAGGGCAUUUAAAUUAAAGGUACAGUGUUCAGCACUAAUAUUA